AUGGACGAGGUAUGGGAGGAUGAGGAGACGUCAGAAAACAGGAAGAAUGAGGAAUCAGGCGAUAAACUAUCGCUAAAGAACGAAAUGAAUAAGUUCUUUAACCAAGGUUAUUUAGAAGGAAUGAUAGAGGCAAAAAAAAUAUAUAGCCCUCUAGGAUUGAGUGAAAACUACGAGAAAAGUGCAUUUAUAGGAGUAGAAGCAGGCCGUCUACUUGGUUCUUUAGAAGGAUUGGAGUUUUAUCUCGAAAAAACGGGAGAAAAAGAGGAAAAUAUUGAGAAAUUUAAAAAAUGGAUCAAAAAGAUGAAAAAAGCAAUAGAAAUCAACAAGAUAUUUACAGAAGAGUAUCUUGAAUCAGACGGAUUAUUAAAAUAUGAUAAGCAUCCAAUUUUGGAGGAAAUUGGAAAGGGAAUUUUGGAUUAUUUAGAAAAUAUUAAAUGUUGUGAAUGUAUUAAUAUAAAUAAAUAA
Messenger RNA from Pneumocystis carinii B80, 465 nucleotides. RefSeq lists its product as hypothetical. Bases 1 to 465 code for a protein of 154 amino acids. The record is from RefSeq and is a predicted model, not a curated record. The transcript has 2 exons. NCBI's taxonomy places the organism in Eukaryota, Fungi, Ascomycota, Pneumocystomycetes, Pneumocystales, Pneumocystaceae.